GAGACGCGUAUGUUUGACCAACACGUCCUCAGACAAUUAAGACAUCCAACCAAAUAGAUGCCUAAAAAUGCAACCGUUUUCGUGCGUUAUGGACCGUACGAGUCAUGUGGACUAGUGGCAUAUCGCACGUUCCGUCUAGAAGGACUAGAGUGUAGUUAUUCCCAAAUAAAUUAAUUAAUGCGCGAUCAAUGUAUUCGAUAAUAGGCUAGUAGCCUAGGCUACCCAACCAAAUAAAUGCCUAAAAAUGCAACCGUUAGCGUGCGUUAUGGACCGUACGAGUCAUGUGGACUAGUGGCAUAUCGCACGUUCCGUCUAGAAGGACUAGAGUCUUCCCUUUUAGCACGCGGGCAUCGCUGCGUCCUCGAGGAGAGCAGAGACUGGAACACGGUGGAGAUCGUGGUGCACGGGGAGUGCGUGUUCACCUGCGGCGUAAAGGACCUGCAGUUCGGUGGAGACGGGAGACUGGAUCCUGUGUGCCAGAAAGCCGUUAUCGCUGUGGAAAAUGCUUACUGACAGCGUAGCAUUAGUUUCGGGAAUCAAGACCAUGCAUUGUAAUUUUUAUUUUUUUUUAAAGUAAAGUAUGUUUUAUAUAGAGUUGUAUAUAUAUUAUAGAUUUUAAAGAAAUAUAAAGGCUUCAGACACAUGGAAUAUGUUUCAGCAUUUAUUGUUAUUUUCAUUCAAGUUGUCAUUUAAUAUGACUACAAAAUAUUUAGAAUUCUACAUUUCUAUAUUUCUUAUUCCAUAAACUUUCCAUCACCUGUACACAACCGUGUCAAUACUUAAACUUAACUUUAAAACACAAUAAACAGAUUGUUUUUAAGCAACUACAAAAAUAUGUAUAGAACUAUACGGUUUGUGCUUCUGUUCAUUCGCAGUGCGGAGGUUUAGCUUGACAGGAUACGGACGCCAUUUUGAUAAGUUCCGGUCGGCACAACGCUCCGUGCUCUAAGGUUUUCUGACAUGACAACCAUCACACAGACAUACAUGGACAUACAGACAUACACCAUGUGUCCAUCUUUCCCUGCCAGCUGGCUGCCGUCUUCGGGUGUAGACAGGUGUGACUCAAUCCAACACUCAUUCAACAGUCCGAUUAGACGAGAACAAAGUAAAGACACACAUACACUCAAGCAGGAAACC
Molecule: messenger RNA, 1137 nt
Organism: Gadus macrocephalus (Pacific cod)
Lineage: Eukaryota; Metazoa; Chordata; Actinopteri; Gadiformes; Gadidae
Gene: c15h10orf53
Product: chromosome 15 C10orf53 homolog
Exons: 3
Coding region: 235-513 (92 amino acids)
Source: RefSeq, a predicted model, not a curated record